CACACACACACACACACACACACACACACACACACACACACACAGCAGUGCGAUCUGCGAUCAGUGAGGUCGUGGUUAGCAUCAUGUCAGCGUCUCUGCUCACACUCGCUCUCCUCGGAUGUUUCCUUCAGGUGUUCAGCCAGUCUGAAGCAGUCUUCCGUCAGGCUCCUAAGGCUCACAAGGUAUUCCUAAGGCCCAAGCGAGCCAACCAGUUCCUGGUGGAGGAGAUCCUCCAAGGGAACCUGGAGAGGGAGUGCCUGGAGGAGCGGUGUAAUUUUGAGGAGGCACGAGAGGUCUUUGAAGACCACGUCCAGACAGUGGCCUUCUGGACUGUUUAUGUCGACGGGGACCAGUGUAGACCCAACCCCUGCCUCAAUGGGGGGAACUGCACCGAUAAGGUGGGUGGGUUCUCCUGCUCCUGCCCCGCCCCCAGCUAUGGGUCCAUCUGUGAACUGGGAGCACCAAAGUUGGGAGGGAAAACAUCACCGGACAAACCCCACACUCCAGGUUUGACCCAACCCACUGCUGAGUGGAAAAGCGGGGCCUAUAAGAUUAGGCAUCAUGAAAUGUCCAAGUGUCCAACCAAAGGUCCAAAAGCUUGUCACCAGCUGUGCACAGCGGAUUACGGCUCCUUCACCUGCUCAUGCAUAUCAGGAUUCAAACUACAGAGCGAUGGGCGAAGCUGUCUACCUGAAGUGGAGUUUCCCUGUGGAAGGCUUUCUGAUGCCAGUGCUUCAGCCUGUCGCCAUGGAAACUGCCCAUGGCAGGUGACCGUGAUAAACAACAGAGGGACGAAGCUCUGUGGGGGGGUGGUGUUGGGGCAGCGGUCCAUCCUGACCACCGCCUCCUGCCUGUUCCUCAACACAGGAUCUGACCUCCAACCUUCACACUUCUAUGUGACUACAGGCAACAGGAAGCCCAUCCCGGUGAGAGCUCUGUACCUACAUGACCGAUUCCGUUCCGGUCACAAUGACUAUGACCUCACCCUCCUUGAGCUGACCACGCCCCUGACAUUUAGCCCCACCCUCAUUCAACUCUGCUUGCCCACCAAGGAUUUCAGCGAAAACAUCCUGAUGAACUCUGGGAGGACAGGUGUCAUGGACAGAAGGCGUGGCCAGAACAGGGACCUGGUCUACAUGACUCUGGAUGACUGUCGCAGAACGCUGAUAGUCUCACAUCCACUGAGCAAUAAGAUGUUCUGUAUGAUGGGUCCACAAGAACCUUCAGAGAACCCCAACAGACCUCAGAAGGUUCUGUCCCAGAAUGAAACAGAACCAUCAGCAAAUCAGAACAACACCUUUAAAAUAAACAGGCUUUUGUGGAACCAUCGAGCCCCGAGAAGGCCUGAGGAACACACACAGAACAGGAUCCAGAACCUGACUCAUGACAGAACUCCAACUAGAGCAGAACCCUUCAACAGCACUUCAAAAAGUCCUGACGAGCCGUCGCAUGGUACUGUCUGGUCGAGGUCAGAGGUCAGCAGGCUAUGUGAUGGCUUGUUGCCAGGGUCGCCAGUUGCUACAGUGGAGAAAGGAACGGCAUUCCUGACUGGGCUGCUGAUGACAUCAUCCAGAGGUUGUGAUGGUCAGGUGUUCUCCAAGGUGUCUCGGUACCUGAGCUGGAUCAGACCGAGGCUGCAGAUAGCAGAGGAUCACAUGACCCCCCAAAUCAGCCAGUACCCUGAGGACCACUAAAGCCCCGCCCACAUGUCUCACCACCCCUACAGGGACGUCAGACAGUCUUAAGUUGUGUUUUUUUGUGUGUUGUUAAACUGUGAAAUAAAAUGUUCUGAUUUAUAAAUAAAUACUUUAAACUCUG
This is a messenger RNA of Nothobranchius furzeri (turquoise killifish), 1818 nucleotides long. It is a transcript of the gene prozb, whose product is annotated as protein Z, vitamin K-dependent plasma glycoprotein b. Gene Ontology annotation, molecular function: serine-type endopeptidase activity; calcium ion binding. NCBI's taxonomy places the organism in Eukaryota, Metazoa, Chordata, Actinopteri, Cyprinodontiformes, Nothobranchiidae. Gene Ontology annotation, cellular component: extracellular region. Gene Ontology annotation, biological process: blood coagulation; proteolysis. The record is from RefSeq and is a predicted model, not a curated record.